AUGACAACUAAUUCGACACCUCUAGUUACUGUAGGUUACAUGAUAAAUGAAACAACGCAGGUAUCAAAAACGUCACAUUAUUUAUUUAUUAUUCAUUAUUUAAGUAUUUAUGCUCUUGUACUUAUUAUAAUUGGUACAGUGGGAAAUCUUUUAACAAUAAUUGUAUUAUUAAGACGUCAUCUUCGACGUUUUGUAACUGUACGUUGGUUAAUUGCAGUUAGUAUAUGUGAUAUAAUAUCAUUAUAUGGUUGGAAUUUAAAUAAUUUCUAUAAAUUUAAUGUUAGUUCACGAAAUAGUAAUAUUGAAGAUAUAUCACUUUUUCAUUGUCGAUUUAUAUCCUAUAUGACAUUUGUUGCUUUACAAUUAUCUAGUUGGUGUCUUACAGCUGUCAGUCUAGAUCGUGCUCUUAAUCUUUAUUGGCCUCAAUGGAAACGAUUAUAUGGUCGAAUAAGAUAUACAAAAUAUUAUAUUAUGUUUUUAACAACAAUUUGUCUUGCAUUAAAUAGUCAUAUAUUAUUUUUAAAUGGUUAUCGUACAUCAACUGGUAUUAUCACAUGUUAUUCAACUCGUUCAAAUCCAGAUUAUAUUUAUCCACAAUGGGAACGUGUUCAUUUAGUUCUUUAUAAUCUAUGUCCAUUUGCUAUUAUGUUAAUAUGUAAUACCUAUAUUAUAUUUGUUACAGUAAGAUCAAGUCGAACACAACAAACUGAAUUAACACCAGCAAAACUUCAACGAAAAAGUCUUGAAAGAUAUCGACAAUUUACUGCCUUACUUAUUAUUGUAACAUUUGCAUUCGUUCUAUUAACUUUACCAGCAUGUAUAUAUUUUGUAUUUUUUCGUAAUUAUUUCGUAACCAAAGCACAUCGUACUUAUCGUUUUAUGGUUCAAAUAUUUUUAAAUUCAAUUCAAUUUACAUCACAUGGAAUCAAUUUUUUUCUCUAUUGUUUUUCGGCGAAAAGUUUUCGUCAUGAAUUACAUGGAAUGUUUCGUGAAUUAUUAACUAGUUGUCAAUGUAAAUGUCGUUUAUCAUUGAAAGAUAAUAGACAACAUGAUCAUAUACGACAAUAUAUUAAUAAUAAUAAUAAUAAUAUUGAACCAAUUAUACAACAUCAACAAUUACUCUAUAAUCGAGAUAUGCAAAUGAAUCGUUAUAAAUUUAAUUUUUUUCCAGAAUUUAAAUCAACCAGUGACAAAAAUCCGAACUGGGUCUAA
This is a messenger RNA of Adineta steineri, 1212 nucleotides long. NCBI's taxonomy places the organism in Eukaryota, Metazoa, Rotifera, Eurotatoria, Adinetida, Adinetidae. The record is from the annotation of a GenBank genome assembly.